Messenger RNA from Penaeus indicus, 2113 nucleotides. Its product is annotated as putative nuclease HARBI1. Bases 485 to 1624 code for a protein of 379 amino acids. The record is from RefSeq and is a predicted model, not a curated record. The transcript has 5 exons. NCBI's taxonomy places the organism in Eukaryota, Metazoa, Arthropoda, Malacostraca, Decapoda, Penaeidae.
UCAACAAGAACGAAGCGAACCUGUCAACGACGAUCGCUGCGGGAAAAAAUUAUUAGGUGCAAAGAUUUUUUUUUUUUUAUCAAGGAGAACAUCAACACCAACAACAAAAAGGGGGAGGAUGAGAAUGUUUUUGAAAUUCUCUUAAUAAGAUUGGUUAAGUAAAGUACUCUUAAUUGAUUUAGGUGUUGAAAAAGUUGUACAAUUAAGGACUUACAUUUAUUUUAAGAUUAUAACAGCGUUUCAGUAUCUAUUUGUAGGGUAAUCAACUGGGUUUUUAGCAUUUGAUUUAAUAUAAUCAACGGGACUUCAUUACAUAACCUUUACAUUUGAUGCCAAUUUUUAUUUUUCACGACAAACCUACCGGUAUGUAAAUGUAUCAAAAGGCAACCACUGCAGGCUUUUUUUCUAAACAUUUAAUGUAUUAAGCAUCACUUCUCAUCGUAGGCGUAUUGUUGUCUUGAAUAAAUUCUCAUCACUGGGACUCAUGUUAUGUAAGCAAAUAUCACGGAGGCCAGCAACUGACAUGCUGCGCAGAGAAAUACGUAUGAGACGCUAUCGACAGUGGCUCUUGCUUAGCACUGAGCUUCAAGACCCAGGGGAUCCUCUCUCUAAGUACACUAAUGAAGAAUUUGAGGACAUAUAUAGAUUCUCCAAAGAGUCCUUUUGUCAUUUGUUAAACAUGAUUCAAGGAGACCUUGAACGUUCAGACAACCGUGGUAGGCCACUGCCAGCUGUCUAUCAACUUUUAAUUGCCCUUCACUUCUACUGCAGUGGCUCUUACCAGAAAGUUGUUGGGGAUCAACAUGGUUUACAGGUCAGUCAGCCAACAGUAUGCAGGACCAUCCACAGAGUUUCAGAAGCCCUGGCUAAACGCUAUAGUCAGUUUGUGAGGUUUCCAUCUCUGCAAGAAGCUGCUGAUAUUCAUUCCAAAUUUUAUGAAGUUGCACAGUUUCCUAAUGUUAUUGGAGCCAUCGACUGCGUUCACAUGCGAAUCUCAAAUCCAGGAGGAGCAAUGGCAGAACAGUGCAAAAAUAGCAAAGGCUGGUACUCUGUUAAUUGCCAGGUUGUAGCUGGUCCAGAUCUUAGAAUUCUUAGGGCAAUUGUUCGCUGGGGAGGAAGUGUACCAGAUUGGCAGAUAUACGAGAACUCUCGGUUAAAAGAAGUCAUGGAGCAAGGGGAAUAUGGACAUUUGGUUGGCGAUUCUGCUUAUCAGUGUCAGAGAUACCUCCUAACACCUGUGGUCAACCCAACGACACAUGCAGAGAAGUGUUACAAUAGAGCACACUCUGCCACUAGAAGGAAGGUGAAGCAUGUCAUUGGAAUAGUGAAGAGACGCUUUCCUUGCACAAGCCAGGAGCUCAGAUCAAAUCCCAAAACAUCAUGUGCAAUCAUAUUAAGUUGCUUUGCAUUGCAUAAUUUUGCUCUGGAACGCCAGGGUCCUCUUGAUGACUCUGAAGCAUCGUACGCUCCUGAUGAUGGUCCUCAGGACAGAUACACAGGAGAUUAUGACCCAGAGGGAGAAUCCUACCGGCAACACAUCAUUUAUGAGUGGUUCAGCCAUGAUCCUUCAGGAAUUAACUAUCAUCAAGAUGAAGCCAACUGUGGGAACCAACCUUGGCACUAAGGUUGCACAAAAAAUAUUUCUAUUUUGUGAAUACUACUCGAUAGAAUCUCUUCUUUUCUCUCUGUAAAAUGAAACUGAUAUGAAGGCUUUAACAAUUUAUAAAAUUAAAAAAGAAAAACAAAAGGUAAGCUACAGAGUAGCAUCAGAAUUAAUGAAUACAGGACCUGUGAUAUGAAUUGACUGUAAUAUAAAGAAAAAAGUGAGGCACUAUUAAUUUAGAACAUGAUGAGAAAGUCUUGUGUAUUUUUGGAUAUAGUUCUGUGAUUUCUUUUUGUGUGAUGUUCUUCGAUUUCUUUUUGUGUGGUGCAGAAGAACAUCCCAUUCAUUUUAUUUUAUUAAUAUUCUUUUUACUUAUAUAUUUUCACAUAUGCUUUUAGAGCAGGAGCCCAGGGGGGUCAACCUAUGUGGAGUUCAUACCAAUUUUCAUGCAUAUGUUAUUAUUGCAUAUACCUUAAGAAUAUCAGAAAUGGGCAUCUGGCAGUGUAUGGC